AUGCCUCAACUUAAGCUACUUGUUAUUCUUCUUCACAUUGUAACCUGUGUUUCAACUACUGAAUUUGUCUAUAAUACAAACUUCAACUCCACAAACAUCGACUUAUAUGGAAAUGCAACCAUUAACAAAUCCAUUCUCACUCUCACUAAUGGCACUUCAGCUUCCUUCGCAAUAGCUCGUGCUUUUUACCCUUUUAUAGUACCUACCAAACAACCAAACUCUUCCACUCUUCUCCCCUUUGCUACUUCCUUCAUUUUCUCUCUUGCUCCUAUCGAAAACUUUAUCACAGGACAUGGCUUUGCUUUCAUAUUCACGCCUUCGAGAAGUCUAAAUGGAACAACGUCCACUGAGUAUUUCGGUCUCCUCAACUACACUAAUGAAGGUAAUCAUAAUGACCAUAUAUUUGGAGUAGAAUUCGAUGUAGUUAAGAACGAAGAAUUCGAGGAUAUAAAUGAUAAUCAUGUUGGUAUCGACAUAGACUCUCUUAGAUCCUUAACUUCGCAUACCGCUGGCUAUUGGGAUGGGAAAGAUGGCAAGAAAUUCAAAGUGCUGAACAUAAAAAGUGGAGAAAACUAUCAAGUAUGGAUUGAGUUUAUCCAAUAUCAGCUAAAUGUUACGAUGGCUCCAGCAGGAAGAAAAAGGCCAAAUGUGCCUCUUAUCAGCACGAAUCUUAGCCUUUAUAAGGUUCUUGGUAGUGAAACUUCUGUUGGAUUCAGCGCAUCCAAUGGGGUGAAAAAAGAUAGUGUUAAGAUUCUUGCUUGGAGCUUUAGUAAUUCGAAUUUUUCAAUUGGUGAUGCUUUAGUAACAGACAACUUGCCUUCAUUUGUCCCUUAUAAGGGAUGGUUUUCUGGAGCAAAAGCUAUAGCUGCAGAAGUCGCCAGUGUUUUCUGUUUGUUAACCAUAGGUUGCGGUUGCAUAGUGUUUUUCAUCCUAUAUAGAGGGAAAAAAGGAGAAGAAGAAAUUGAAGAGUGGGAGCUAGAAUAUUGGCCACAUAGAAUUAGUUUCCAAGAGAUUCAUGCAGCUACAGGAGGGUUCCCUGAAGAGAAUGUGGUUGCUGUUGGUGGGAACGGAAAGGUGUAUAAAGGGAUUUUGCAAGGAGUUCAAGUUGCGGUCAAGAGAAUUCCUCAAGAAAGAGAAGAUGGGAUGAGAGAGUUUUUGGCAGAGGUUUCAAGCAUAGGAAGAAUGAAACACAGAAAUUUAGUAGGAUUUAGAGGUUGGUGCAAAGAAGGAAAUGGAAACUUGAUUCUAGUUUAUGACUUCAUGAAUAAUGGUUGUUUAGACAAAUGGAUCUUUGAAUGUGAAGAAGGAAAGAUGCUAACAUGGGAAGAAAGGGUUCAAGUUUUGAAAAAUGUAGCUGCAGGAAUUCUAUACCUGCAUGAAGGUUGGGAAGUAAAGGUCUUACAUAGAGAUAUCAAAGCAAGCAAUGUUCUACUUGACAAGGACAUGAAUGCUAGAUUGGGAGAUUUUGGUUUGGCUCUUAUGCAUGAGCAUCAUGGACAAGUGGCCAGCACAACAAAAGUACUAGGGACAUUAGGAUACAUUGCUCCGGAAGUGAUUCGAACGGGAAGAGCGUCAACUAUGUCAGAUGUGUUCGGCUUUGGAAUAUUAAUGUUGGAAGUAAUUUGUGGGCGAAGACCUAUUGAAGAGCAUAAGCUAGGGCUAAUUGAAUGGGUGGAGUCCUUAAUGGUGCUUGAUCAAUUGCACAAUGCAUGUGAUGAAAGGUUGAAGGCCAGAGGAGGAUAUCCUAUUGAGGAAGCUGAAAGAUUGCUUCAUUUGGGUUUGUUGUGUUCAAAUUCAGACCCUAGUGUUAGACCAAUAAUGAGACAGGUUGUGAAAAUCAUGGAGGGAGAAAAGGAUUGCAUUGAUUCUGAAGAAGAAAAUAUGGAGACAAGUUUACUUGGAAGAAUUAACUCAGCUGCAAUAUGGUCUAGAACUGAAAGUGCAGUUCCAAAUAGAGAUCAUCUUACUUUUGAAGAAAUUAGAAUGUUUAGUUAUAAUUCUAAGGUGUCUACAAGUGGCUCAAAUUACAUUCCAACAUCAGAUUCAGAUGUCAUUCAGGAUGGCCGGUAA
Molecule: messenger RNA, 2070 nt
Organism: Vicia faba (fava bean)
Lineage: Eukaryota; Viridiplantae; Streptophyta; Magnoliopsida; Fabales; Fabaceae
Source: the annotation of a GenBank genome assembly